UAAACGUAAAGGUUGGACUUCAAAGUUUUAAAUGUUGCAAAGGGGUUUAAAAUGUUAUAAACAAACGCAUCGUCGACCCACAUGACGAUAAUUAUUUUUUGUAAUCAGUUGAAGGUAUUAAGAAACGGAUUCCGUUAUACAAAUUAUAACUGGCACUUUUCUGUUUUGGUAGGAAAUGAAAUAAUUCUGCACAGAAAAUUAAACAAAAACAAUCAACGGACUGGAUGAAGCAUUGGUGUGAAAAGGAAAGCGGCUAAAAUGGAAUAAUUUCUGACUAGUGGUUAUAGAGCUUUGAAAAUGGGUGUGCUGAGCUGGAUAUUUUUUUACUUUUGGUGCAUCGUGGUCGUGACAUUUGCCAGGCACCAGAAACAGAAGGAGUAUAAAUAUAGAGGGGUGGACUUACUAAGAGCGGAACCAGUGUCACAGAAAGUUCAUGCAGAAGGCAGUCCACAUUUUAAUGUGUGGAAUUUAAAGAACAAUACCAAUAAACAUAUCAUACAAACUAAAUUAAGAAAGUUUUCAAAGAAAGGAAUAAAAGAAUUAACACUAGAAAUUGUAGGGUUUUCAGUGAAGCAUGCAUAUUCUACAUUAUUUGGAAUAUAUUUAAAGCAAAAAAAACUUCCAUUAAUAGAAAUUAAUUUAGAUAUAAGAAAGCGUAAAAUUAUCUUACGUUAUCAAGGAGUGAGAUCGUUUCAAAGAGUCAUUUUAUCAGCACCACAAUUGGACAAUUGGAAAGUGAUGUCAUUUUCUGUCAACCGGACUCAUUUUACUGCUAAUAUUGGAUGUAAGCAUGAGUCAGCAGUCCGGUUACGUCAGAUGGUGAAUACAAUACCAAUGAAGGCGUCGACUGUCCUGGCAAGUGGACAGAGAGGAGAAGAUCCUUUUGUUGGCUCCUUUCUGAAGGCGCACCUUCACCUUGAAUCCCUGCAGAGGGGCCAGCUCAGCUGCUACAACCAAGUGCCUCGUCCAGACUCCAUGAAUCCCAGCUUGGACUACGUGAAUGACGAAGCUAUUAAUGGAGAUAGGAUCCUCCUGUUGGAACAGCAAAUCACACUUCUAAACAAACUGGUGGACAGUCUAAAAUCUCAGAACACGGACCUCAGCAGUCGGGUCAGUGAGCUAGAGGAUACAUGCAACUGUAUAGAAGAGUGUCAGUGGCAGGGACGUGUGUUUGACCUUGGGGAGACCUGGAGUCCAGACAACUGCACUGUCUGCAUAUGUGAGAAUGGAAGACCCGACUGUCUGAUAAGAACAGAUGUGCCGUCCUGCAAAACCCCAUGCCGGAAUAACCCCUGUCUGAACUACGGUGAGUGUGUGGCAACCAACGAGACCCUGUCAGUGGGGGCAGCCAUGUUUGAUGAUGACUUCCUGUGCGUGUGUCAGCCGCCUUAUGAUGGUCAGUACUGUGAGGUGAAGGAGAACCCCUGUGUGUGGCCCCAGAACCCCGGCAUCUGUGACCUCAACCUGCCCCGAUACUACUUUGAUAUGGACCUCCAGGACUGUCUGCUUUUCAACUACACAGGGUGUGGUGGGAAUGUCAACAACUAUGAGACCCUCGAGGAAUGUCGCUCACUGACCCUGAUUGGGGCCUGCUGUUUCCGUAGUUACUCUGUGAAGCCAGCAGACGUCCUGGACAGCACACAGCAAGAGGUGUUUGGAUGCAAGGAGAUCACUCUGUCAGAGUGCCAGACCACGCACCGUCAGCUGGUGGGGGACAAACGUAUCGAGGUGAUCUCCUUCUACCCCAAUGUGACGUGCGCUAGCGCAGGCUGCGGGACGAAGGUGGAACUGCAGUGCACAAUAGACGGCAAGGUGUACCAGGUCGGGGAGAGGGCCUUCCUGGGCUGCCAGGAGUGCACGUGUGAGAGAUCAGGACAGUUUGUCUGCAAUUGUGGUAAGAAGGCAGUAAGGAAGGAGAUUCGGGACAUGACGGCCCCAGAGCUGGCCCAGUUCCAGGCGGCCAUACAGCAGCUGAGACUGGUCGGCCCGGACAACCCCUGGGACGAGUUCCGAGACAUCUACAUGAGGCACACCAUGCACUCCAACGGGGGCCCAUACUUCCUGCCCUGGCACAGGCUGUUCCUGCGUAAACUGGAGCAACGUCUGCAGCAGAUUGACUGCAGUAUCACCCUGCCCUACUACGACUUUACCACCGACAUAGGCAACCUAGAGGAAGCCAUCAUCUGGCAGCCAAACUAUUUUGGUGGGAAUGGAAUCGAAGGAUGUGUGCCGGACCACCAGUUUGGUAUGCCUGGAGCGUGGAGGCCGUGUAUCAAACGUAGGUUCAACAAGGACGUGAAGCUACCCAGCCUGCUGGAGCUGUCCCUGGCCCUGGCCAGUGAGGACUACACAGAGAUGAGCAUGUGUCUGGAGGCCUAUGUCUCGUACAUACACAUGUACAUCGGGGGUGACAUGGCCUCACGGGCGGCACCCUACGACCCUGUGUUCUACUCGAUCCAUGCCUACGUUGACAUGCUGUACUGGUGGUGGCAGCAGAGGGGCAACAACAAGUUCAAGUACCCGCAGAUAUUUGCCAACAUCCCGAUGGUUCCCUUCAAUGUGCCCCCCAGCGCUAUACUCGAUCUGGAGAACGACCUCUGUAUCAGAUACAUAGGGCCUGGGCAAGGAGCUCCCUGUACCCUGACCCCAGAUGAUAACAAGGGGACUGACAGAGGAGACGUAACUCAAGAGGGGGCUGGCUCCUUCCCGGGUGGAUUUAACGCCCUAGGUUAUGAUACCAACGGCUAUGACAGACGAGGAUUUGACAAGAAUGGCUACAGGAAGACAGGUUUCAACAGAGAUGGCUUUAACAUUGACGGCUUUGAUGUGGAUGGAUACAGUCGCUAUGGAUAUGAUCGGGAUGGCUACAGUCGCCAUGGUUACAACAUUGAAGGCUGGAACAGGGAGAAUGUCUCGGAUAUCACUGGCAGAUAUGAUUCAUUCGGAUAUGAUGUGGAAUGCCUAGACAGACGAGGUUACACAAGGGAAGGUCUGGACAGAUAUGGGUACAAUUCGAGGGGUUUCAACAUUGAGCGGUGCAACUUCAACUUCAAGGGUCCCUUUGCCCCCGAUCAGUCGAGCCAGAUCUGGCGCAUCCUGCUGCGCCAACCCAAGAGCUUCUUGAUGACUCUGAGCAGGACGUGUCCUGAGCUCGAACCACUGCCUGUCAACUGGCUGCAACAGUACUGGAUCACUGACAUCAAGGAUGUCACUGAGAUUGUACGUGUGGAGCCCAGCAGGAGUACAGUGAAGAACUCAGCCCGGUUCUGUUUUGACAUUGAUGACUUUGUGACGCCCUGCACAUGUGAGUCAGAUGUGGCCGUGUGCCUGACCAACCCGUGUGUGACCGACACCUGUCCCUCCUACCCUGAGGCCAUGUGCAGAAUAGACUUCUGUGGCACAUGUCGGGCCAGGUGGGUUGUCAACGGGAAAUAUGUCGACUGCUUCGAGAAGAGAGAUUUCUGCCAGCCUAAUCCCUGUGAUAACGGUGGUACGUGUGUUCACUCAAUAUGGCCGACCGAGCCCCAGCUGACCACCUGCCUCUGCCCCCCAGGAUUUGAUGGCCACUACUGUCAGUACACAGCCCUUGAUGUGUGUGAACUGCCUGUCAGUAAUGGAAACUGUGCUGACCAGGAGACUAGAUGGCAUUUUGAUCGCCAGUCCCAGACAUGCAAGCCAUUUGUGUACACUGGUUGUCGCGGCAAUGGCAACAACUUCCCCUCAAAGGGGGCAUGUGAGGCCCUCUGUCGUAGUGGAGCUUGUUGCUAUAGAUACCCCAAGAAAGAUGGCAUUACCAUUGGUUACGAUGGUGAAGGUUAUGACAUGUAUGGGUUUGAUGUGGAUGAUCGCAAUCGCCGUGGUGAUGUGAGACUGGAAUACCUUGGCAUCAAGACUGGUACAGGAAGGUUUGGACCCUCUAGAUACGACUGGCAAGGUUUUGAUCGUAAUGGUUACGACAUUGCUGGCUUUGACCGCUGGGGUUUGGACAAGUCUGGAUUCGGUAGGGACGGAUUCAACCUGACUGGUUACAACAGGGAACGACGGUUUGACGGGAAUGUGGACUAUGACAAAAAUGGAUAUGAUGCGGAAGGUUACAACAGAGCGGGCUAUUCAUGUUCCGGUACAAAUCGUGAGGGUCUUAACGCAUACGACGUGUACACAGAGUUUGUCUACAAGUGUCGCUCAGCGACAUUGGCACAGUGCCAGAUGCUGGAAGAUGGGGUAACAAAGGUCGUCAAGUUCACAAGGGGUCAGCGCUGUGAGGACGUACAGUGUGAGGAGAACUGUGGAUGUCAGUACAACAACAACACCUACAGGUUUGGAGAGGUGUUCAAGGCUGGGUGCCAGUCAUGUACCUGUACUUACACAGGGGCAGUGGAAUGCUCAUGUUCUGAAGUCUACAGGCGCAAGGAAGUACGAGACUUGACAAAGGCAGAACUGGAGAAAUACCAGGCGGCCAUAAAGACACUGACCAAAACUGGGUAUCCCUCCCAGUGGUACAACUUAGGUCAGAUAUACAACAUAUACAAGGCGCAGGCUGUAGGUAACUCAGCCUCGCUCCUGUGGCACCGCUACUUCCUGCGCGAGGUGGAGCGCCACCUACAAGGGAUCGACUGCUCCAUCACCAUCCCAUACUACGACUGGACAGUAAAUGCAGGGGACCAGUUGAGGGCCCGUGUCUGGUCGGCCGGUGUGUUUGGGGGGAAUGGGGAGGGGGUGACGGGCUGUGUGACCUACCACCCUUUCAAGGACUACUACCCCCCUCACUGGGUACCCUGUCUGCUGAGGCAGUUCAAUGCUGACGUGCCUCUACCAGACGUCAUUGACAUACAGAAUGCUCUCAAUGAGCCCGAUUACAAUUCUUUCAGACUUCACAUGGAGGUCUUCCUCACAACUUUUAAAUCUUGGGUGGGAGGCCACAUGGAUUCAGACACUAGUCCAUAUGAUCCUGUGUUUUUAUCCGUAGCUGCUUUUAUUGACCGCAUUUUCUGGGACUGGCAAAACAAGCAUGAGAACAGCCUACUGCGCUACCCAUCUGGGGUGAGGUAUGUUCCCAUGAUGCCUUUCAAGGUCACGCCAGACGAUGUAAUGGACAGUAAGAAGCAGAUGUGUGUAACAUACUUCCCGCUAUCAGAGGGCGGGGCUUGUAACAUUACCCUGCCAAACCUGCAGUACAACUCCAUGGGGUAUGACCGCCAUGGCUUUGAUAGAGAAGGCUUUGACAUUGAAGGGUACAAUGUUUACGGUAUUGAUCGUAAUGGUAAUCCAGACAACAGAGGUAUCUACAAUGAACGUGGUUUUGAUCGUCAGGGUUAUCGGAGGUCUGGAUUUGACUCCAUGGGAAUAGACAGGUUUGGGUAUUCAGAGGAUGAUUACAACAUUGAUGGGUAUAAUUCAAAAGGUUACGACAGGUUCGGAUAUGAUCGAUACGGUUUUGAUCGAAGUGGACAAACACCAUUUGGUUUCCACAGAAACAGAAGUCAGCCAAUAAGCCCCCUGCCAAAUGUGUUUGAUACCUAUGGAUACAACAGGUAUGGUUUGGACAGAUACGGGCUGGACAGACAGAGAUAUGAUAUCCUUGGGUUCAACACUGUGGGAUAUGACCGCAGGAACUGCAACCGCUACUUCCUUGGGCCUAUGAUCAUCAUCAUUAAGCGAUGGGCGGAGAUUGAGGUGGAUAAAGCAGACAACAAAACCAUCCGAGUGAUCACCAGAAUAUGUCCACCACUGCAAGAUCUCCCAGAAUGGAGGUUCACAGUGAACUGGUUGCGUCGUGAUGCCCAGCUGCCCCUGAUAGAGGGUAUUGUAGGCCGGGCCCAGGAACGUGUGCUGGGACGUCUGCCUGUCAUCAGAGAGACCAGCGUAACCACGGACAACCUGUGGCUGCCAUUGGAGCCUGAUAGAAGCCUGUGUUUUGUGACCUACUACUACACUGAAUGUCCUUUUGGUGUUGCCCCUGUGGAAUGUAGCGUGAACCUCUGCCAGGACAGGACAUGCCCUGGCUAUCCGGACGCUGUUUGCCGUGUGACGCGCUGUGGGGAGUGUGGGUACGAGUGGUACAGGGGUCAGAUGGGUGAUCCAGUGACAUGCUCUGGGUGUGUGGACCGCACGGGCGUGGUGCGCAGGGAGGGUACCAGCUGGGCCUCGUCUGACUGUGAAACAUGCUCCUGCCAGGAUGGUCUGGUGUCGUGUUAUGAGACAACCUGCCCCUCUCUGCAGUGCAGCCACCCUGUCAAGAUACCUGGCGUCUGCUGCCUGCAGUGUACAGACUGUGAGUACAAUGGUCUGCUGAAACGUAAUGGGGAGGUGUUCUCACCCACCUCCAACUCAUGUGACCGGUGUACGUGUGUGUCUGGCUCGGUGUCGUGCCGCUACGUGGACUGCCCCACCAUGGGGCCGUGUAGUGCCCAGGUGACCCUAGAGGGAGAGUGCUGCCCCACGUGUCUGGACUGCGGGGACCGAGACCACGGAGAGACCUGGCGGGCCACACCCUGUCAGCAGUGUACAUGCGUUUCUGGCAGGGUGGAGUGUGAGAAGAUAGAGUGCUCUCCCCCUGCCUGUAAGAACCCAUGGACCCCACCAGGCGAGUGCUGUCCCAACUGCUAUGGCUGCUCCAUAGACCAGAGGCAGCUGUCCGAGGGAGAGAGCUACAUGCGAGGCCAGUGUGAGACCUGCAUGUGUGGGUCAGGCACUGUGCGCUGUGCCCCGCCUCCCUGCCCCUUCCAGUCCUGUCCCAAUCCCAUCACACCCCAGGGCCAGUGCUGUCCUAAAUGUGAUAAUGACUGCAAGUAUCUGGGUGUGACAUACCGCCAUAGACAGUCCUUUGAGUCUCCCAGUGACCGAUGCAUGAACUGUACAUGUGAAAACACCAUGGUGCAGUGUAAUCCUGUGAAGUGCCCCCGCCAGGACUUGCCAUGUCGCAAUCCCAUCACUCCACUGGGCCAGUGCUGUCCUACACAGUGCCCCACAUGUAUAGCAGAGGGCCGUGAGUACAUGACAGGUGAGCGGUGGACGUCCCUCCUUGACCCAUGUGAGGUGUGUGUGUGUGAGGAGGGCGUGGCCUCCUGUACCCGGGAGCAGUGCCCGCGGACGUGUGAGCACGGCACUCGCAGACCAGGACAGUGCUGCUCACAGUGCACAGACUGCCUGUAUCUGGGUGUGAAUGUGCGUAAUGGUCAGACGUUUGUGCAGCCCGGAGAUAACUGCCAGCAGUGCACAUGCUCCAGUGGGCAGGUCAUAUGUGUGUCCCUGGGGCCCUGUCCACGACUCCCAUGUAGGGUCACAGAGAAACCUCCCGGGGCCUGCUGUCCACAGUGCGUUCGCUGCAGUUACCAGGGUCGAGACUACAGCCACGGUACAGUCGUGUCCUCUGACAGGUGCUCUACUUGCAGGUGUUCAGACGGUGAGGUGGUAUGUGACAGAGUGCAGUGUGCGCCGCCAGCAUGUAAGAACCCAGUGGUUGAGCCUGGGGAGUGCUGCCCGGUGUGUCGACAGUGUGACUACAAGGGCAGGUCAUAUGAGGACGGACAGCGCUUCACCCCCCUUACAGAGCCUUGUCUCGACUGUGUCUGCUCUGCUGGUGAGGCGCAGUGCUCCAGUCGAGAGAGUGAGUGUCCCCUGGCGCGCUGUACCCACCCUCUGCGCUCACUGACCCAGUGCUGCCCCACAUGUGAGGCUUGUACAUACAUGCGACGACGCUUCCGAAACGGACAGAAGUUUGUACCGCCUGGCAGUGAUAACUGCAAAGUCUGCAGAUGCACUGAUGGUUCAGUGGAAUGCAACACCAUGGGUUGCCCGGCUGUGCAGUGUAACAACGCGGUGCUGGUGAAGGGUCAGUGCUGUCCUGUAUGCCCAAUGGGCUGUAAUGUGAUGGGCAUAGAGUACAGGGAUGGCCAGACCUUCAUAGACUUCAUGGACAGAUGCAGGGUCUGCACAUGUAUGAUGGGUCAGAUUCGCUGCAUGGCUAUGAUGUCCUGUCCGGCAGUCACAUGCACCCACCCUGCCAACCGCCCUGGCAACUGCUGCCCCUCAUGCACCAUGUGUGAGAUGAACAAUGUUCAGUACAAGAAUGGGGAGGUGUUCACCAGCCCUAGCAGUGUGUGUGAGGAAUGCACAUGCAGGGAUGGGUCUGUGAGGUGCGAGAGGAAGGGUGCCAACUGUCCCAAGGUGAACUGUAUCAGCCCUGUCCUUGACCCAGACACAUGCUGUCCCAGAUGUCGGACAGGGUCGUGUACCUACGCAGGUCGCGAGUACACGGCAGGACAGCUGGUUCCUGCCACACGGAGCUCAUGUGAGGAGUGCCGGUGCCUGAACGGGCUGAUAGACUGCGCCCGGGCGGUGUGUCCAAGGGUCACAUGCAGACACCCAGGCAGGGAUGACUGCUGCCCCACAUGUCAAUAUUGUGAGUACAACAGUAUGAGGUUUGAGCUGGGCGAGUUGUUCCCCAGCCCCUCAGACCCCUGUGAGGACUGUGUGUGCAAGGCAGGCUCCGUGGCGUGUAUGCCCCGUGUGUGUGCUGUGCCAGACUGCCCUAAUCACACAUUCCUGCCCAAGUCCUGCUGUCCCGUCUGUCUAGACUGCACAUUGAGAGGUCUGCAGUACACGGAUGGAGAGGACUUCAACAACCCGGCCAGACCAUGUGAGUGGUGCCACUGUAUGGCUGGCAAGGUGGCUUGUGACACCAGAAUGUGUCCAUAGUAACCAGUCUAUAGACUGCUCACUCACAGAACAUUCUGUCAAUAGUGUCCAAUAUCUAAUUAUUGGUGACAGCAGCAAGCGUUCCCCUGCAUUUACAGAUGUCACCCUUUCUUACUAGUAUAUUAAGAUGUAGGCAUCUUGAUACGUUAAGUGUCCCUUGUGAAAAAGUCGGAAGAUUGGCUACAAAUAUUUACAAUAUUCCAUUACAGCUGUUGGAUGAUAUAAAUUAUAAAACAGACUUUGUUAACUAAUAUCACUUUAUAGUGUUUGCAUUUUUGCUAUUCUGUGUUUGAAAGUAAAUGAAAACUCCCAAAACUCUCUGUAAAUAAAAAUUUACACAUUUAAAUGUGUUGCCGUAAAAGAUUGCAGAAGCACUUUAUUUUUUUACUCUUUGAGUACUUACAAGAAUAACUAUGUUCAUUAUGAUUCCAUGCUAUGAUAUUAUUGCACUUGUACCAAUAUGCUGGAAUGGUUUAAUCAUUUCUGUAUUGAUUGUCUGCCAAAAUUAUAUGCCUAUAUCACCCCUGUAUGUAUAGUGAUAAUUUGCCCAUUUAUGUUGUAAACCAUGUAAAUAUAAAUAUAUAUGUGCUAUUGCUAAGUUUAUGAGUGAAUUAAUUAAAAAACUAAGUUUGAUCGCAUAUCAAAUUUAUAUGACAUAUUUGUUCUGUAGAUAUUGACAUUUAGAUUAGCUAUAUAUUGACCAUUAACUGAUCAACAUUGAAACAGAUUGGUUCUCCUUUGUUAUAUCAAUGUCUGCUCUGUGGCUGGAAAGCUUCGGCUCAUAUCUGCCUUAAUUAGUGAAAAGUGAAAUACACUUCUUAGAAUCUGUCCACUUAAAAUAUUUUGUCCUAUUUUUCAUCUGGUGAAGAAUCAAUAGGUGAAACUUUGUUUAAUAUAUCUUAUAUAAAUGAAUAAUGAAACUUUUUUAUAAUCAGUUUAAAACGUUUUUCAAUGAGCUUAGUUGUUUUACCACUUGAGGCCCCAGAGAAGCAGUUAUUCUUAUGGUCAUGAUAUUGAUGUCAGGUUGCCACUACUGAUCAUAACAAUCAUGGUUAUUAUUUGCCUAUAAAAUAUGUGUUAGCUUACAAUUUCACCGAUUAUCAUAAGUUAAUAUGUACCUACAUGGCCAGUGUAACAUACUCAGUGUUAGAGAUUGUAAUUCUUUUGUAUACUUUAUACAUUUGUACUUUUAUAAAUGUCUUUAUUGUA
Messenger RNA from Dreissena polymorpha, 9906 nucleotides. RefSeq lists its product as uncharacterized. The record is from RefSeq and is a predicted model, not a curated record. Gene Ontology annotation, molecular function: serine-type endopeptidase inhibitor activity; oxidoreductase activity; protein binding. Bases 298 to 8697 code for a protein of 2799 amino acids. The transcript is spliced from 38 exons. NCBI's taxonomy places the organism in Eukaryota, Metazoa, Mollusca, Bivalvia, Myida, Dreissenidae.